AUGGCACUGUCAAUUCUGACCGCCGUUGCAGCUCUCUUGGUCGCGCUGUGUUGUCCUGCUGCGGCCAAUCACCCGGCCCCAGCGCAUGCGCCGUGGCCGUCGUGCGACCUGCUGUACAACUGGUACUGGUGCCGGGGGCACGACAAAGGCGGCAUCAUCUGCGCCACCAGCAUCAAGCGCGGCUCCAUCGAGCCGGUCGCCGUACUCUGGACACGCUCCCUCCAGUCGAGCAACAAAAGCCACAUCCCAGGACAGGAUGAGUUUGGAAUGAUAUACAAUUUUAUCAACUACGCAGGACAACUAAAAUUUACGCUGAGAUUUUGUUCUAAAUCGGACACAACGAAGACAGAACCCAUUGAAUGGCAUCACGAAGAUCCCCCGCCGUGCAAAAAGAACUGGUACAACUGCGACUUGGUGGAAGACAGGAUCUCGUGCCAGCUGAGACUAUGUCCGUGGUCCCACGAACCACUGCUGCCGGCGUCUGGGAAGGUCAGCGACUGGUACGGCUGUACAAAACGUGGCAACCAGGUCGAUUGUUACCUUAGCAGUCUUGGUGAGCGCAAGAGUCAUCCUCACACCUGGAAGCACGUGCUGUACCCCGAAUUCCACCACGAAUUCCUGCCUCACCACGAACACCCUGAUAUGCCGCCCGAGUUCCAUGGCCCAAUGCUGGAACCGAUUCAUGAGUUACCUCCUCCACCACCACCGGCCUGGAAGCACUGA
Schistocerca cancellata (South American locust) is the source of this 723-nucleotide messenger RNA. RefSeq lists its product as uncharacterized. The record is from RefSeq and is a predicted model, not a curated record. NCBI's taxonomy places the organism in Eukaryota, Metazoa, Arthropoda, Insecta, Orthoptera, Acrididae. The transcript is spliced from 6 exons. Bases 1 to 723 code for a protein of 240 amino acids.